UCUAGUUUAGGAUACUGGAAUUGCCUACAUAAAGCCUGAUGUUCUGCUUUCCUCCCUCCUCAGUCCUCUGACCACACGCGCUCAAGACUGAAUAGCGAUAUCUAAAAAGCCGCAAUGCGACUCUGGAUCCUCUUCGCGCCACUCGCUCUAGUUCCCAUCGUGGCAGCUAGUUUCUAUGUUGGCCGGGUCAAUUGUAAGGGAUAUUCUUAUGGGGCUAUGGUCCCCUCUAGCAGCAAUGACCUUAGUACUGCAACGAACUACGACAGCCAGGCCUUUCAAUGGGGGUCGACCUCAAUGACGGGCCCGAUCUGCCGUACUAUUGUUACAAUUACCGAUUAUCAAUGGACGUCCACGGGCGGAGACUCCGGAAUCUGUCUUCGGACUGAGGCCAGGAGAUCCUCGGCGCGCUUCGACAUUGGCCCCUUUUGCGAAUGGCAAGACCACCUAUUGUGCUAUGGGGACCUCUGUGAGAAUUAAACAAGUAUCUCGCCGGCCGAGCAGUGUUUCAGUUUCAGUUUCAGUUUCCAGUAAAAACAAGAGGUUUCAUAGUAGAUGUAGAUCAAAACCC
This is a messenger RNA of Cantharellus anzutake, 568 nucleotides long. RefSeq lists its product as uncharacterized. The transcript has 3 exons. NCBI's taxonomy places the organism in Eukaryota, Fungi, Basidiomycota, Agaricomycetes, Cantharellales, Hydnaceae. Bases 115 to 477 code for a protein of 120 amino acids. The record is from RefSeq and is a predicted model, not a curated record.